CCGCCCGCUCCGCCAUGUUGUUUCUGCCUUCCCGAGGGGCCGGCGGCGGCUUCGGGCAGCGGUGCAGCCGGGGCUCGGCACCGGGAGCGGCACCGGCGGCAGCCCCCUUUCUGCGGGCAGGCCUAGGAAACCAGGAGGAUCUAUUUGCGUAACAAUGGCAGCAAAAUCAUCACUCCUUAAAGUAAUACUGCUAGGAGAUGGUGGAGUUGGGAAGAGUUCCCUUAUGAACAGAUACGUCACCAACAAGUUCGAUGCACAGCUGUUUCACACGAUAGGCGUGGAAUUCUUAAACAAAGAGUUGGAAGUCGAUGGACACUUUGUUACAAUGCAGAUCUGGGACACGGCAGGUCAGGAACGUUUUAGGAGCUUGCGGACUCCUUUCUAUAGAGGUUCUGACUGUUGCCUGUUAACCUUCAGCGUGGAUGACUCUCAAAGCUUCCAAAACUUAAGCAACUGGAAGAAAGAAUUCAUUUAUUACGCAGAUGUCAAGGAGCCUGAAAGCUUUCCAUUUGUGAUACUGGGUAACAAAGUCGAUAUCGAUGAAAGGCAAGUGUCUACAGAAGAAGCUCAAGACUGGUGCAGGAAUAAUGGCAACCAUCCCUAUUUUGAAACCAGCGCGAAAGAUGCCACUAACGUAGCAGCAGCCUUUGAAGAAGCCGUUAGAAGAGUUCUAGCCUCUGAAGAUAGAUCAGAUCACUUUAUUCAAACAGAUACAGUAAACCUUCAACGGAAACCGAAACCCACUUCAUCUUGUUGUUGACUUAAAUAUUCUUUUUUUUUUGGCCAAAUUACUUUUGACUAGCUUGCUCUAUAAAAGGAUGGGGAAGGUGUAGUAGAUAAAACAGCAAAUGGGUUUCACUCUAGUAUUAAAAUUGUAAUGUUCUGCUGCUUUCUUGAAGGAGCAAAAGAAGAAUUUCCAUUCAUGAGUGACUCAGCAUUGAAUUAGUGACACUUUCUGUUUAGGAAGGUGUCGAGUAAAAAUAUUAAUAAGAAUGUAAUUUGCCAACUUUAUUCAAAUGAUAAAUACUUUGAAUAUAAUUAAAAACUUGAAAGUUCUAGAAGCACUACUUUGGAGAAACUGUUCUGGAAUUCAGGCACAAAGAAACUUUUAUAUGUGUAUAUUUUUAUGAAAUCGGCAUUCCAUUUUUGUUUCAGUAGAAGUCAGUUUCUUAACAAUGCUAGAUAUUAAACUUCAGUCUCACUACAUUCCUUUUGUUGUGAGUGGUACUUCCAUCUCUAAUGUGUUUAUUGUAAGUUAUAUAAAUUAACUUCAGGUCUUCUCUAAUUGCCUAAUGUUGCUAUAAUUUGUGUAGGCUUUAAGGUAGGAAAUAAAUUUCCUACAUAUUUAAUGUCUAUUUUCCUUUCACUUACUAUUCUAAUGCUGUACUAACUUUUCCAGCAGUUGAAUUCAAGAUACUGAUACUUUAAGUUUAUACAUGUCUUUGCCUUAAGUCCCACUCUAGCAUGUUUCUGAUCAAUAAGCUAAAAAGAAAAAUCUCAGUAACUGAAGUAUAACGGUUUUUAGUUACGAAAAAGAUAUGCUUUUCAUUCAGCCAGCUUCAGUAGCACUUGAUGGGAUCCACAUUAUGAGAAAUUUGUGAGAGAACUUUUUAGUAUACAGCCUUAAAGUUCCCAACUUCUUGUUCCUAUUAAGCUGAGCGAUGAAUGUGUUUACCAGUAAUCUCUGCACUGUGAAACUAAGGAUUGGCAAUAUGUAGAGAACUCAGGAAGCUCUUGAUUUACAGUAGAUUGUGACAGCUUUCAGCCCUAAUACAAAUAAAUACCUACAGCUAGUGUUUGAGCAGAAUUUGAUUCUUAUUUAAUUUGUUCUUUUAAGAUAUGGACAUACACAUUUAAGGUGAUGCUUUCUAUAUUGCUGUACUCAUUGCAUAACAACGAAUAGAAGCAAAUACUCUAUUUAAUGAACAAUCUUUCUGUAGAUAUGCAGGUGAAACCAUGGAGGUUGUAUCUGAGGCUCUCCAUUGCAGUUAAAGUGGUAGAACACUUGUCUGAGAGGUAGUACUGUUUGAGUACCUACCAGCUGUCCUUGUAAUAGCAACCUUGAUGGUGCACUAUUGCUUUGCUGUGUAAUCUGACUGCUAACAGGCAUGCACGGACACAUGUCCUGGACUUCAGAAGGAAGUCUGAGGCCUCUGAGAUAGGCCAUGUUAUUCACUAAACUACACAGAAUCUGCUUUCUGAACAGCAACUUUUUUGUUCCAAUAGAAAAGCAUUUAUUGAGAGUACAGUAACAGGAAGAGUUUUCUCUUAACGUGUCUGUUCAGUCUGUACAAGGUGUAACUAUUUGGAAGUAAAGCUUGCAAAACAAA
Molecule: messenger RNA, 2330 nt
Organism: Colius striatus (speckled mousebird)
Lineage: Eukaryota; Metazoa; Chordata; Aves; Coliiformes; Coliidae
Gene: RAB9A
Product: RAB9A, member RAS oncogene family
Exons: 2
Coding region: 155-760 (201 amino acids)
Biological process (GO): retrograde transport, endosome to Golgi; Rab protein signal transduction
Cellular component (GO): phagocytic vesicle; lysosome; late endosome
Molecular function (GO): GTP binding; GTPase activity
Source: RefSeq, a predicted model, not a curated record